AUGGCCGAUACGCCGUCAUAUUACUUCGCUCUGUCGGCCGGCAAAAAGCGCUCUCGCGAUGAUGACGAAUACGAUGAGGCGCGCUUGGAGAAGAAAGCACGACCAACCUCGGGGGAUAGCAACUACAGUGACACCUUUGCCCAAGCCCGGGACUCUGUGCUGAACACUCCCAAAUCUCGGUCAUAUGCCGACGCGCGCAGGUUCGACCGCCUGCUGUACGACAGCGAUGACCAGGACUCUAUGGCCUCCGAGUACGGCAGCGCGCAGGACGUUGCCAUGCCAUCGGACGAUGAAAUGAUGCAGACCGACGAUGCGACCACGCCCAUUGUACCAUGCUACGACGCCCGCGCGUGGCAGUCUGUCCCAGCGCGCAUUCAGCAAACCCACCGUGUGCCCACGCCAAUCCUUCCCCCGCUGUCAUCGCCCUCAUCCCGACCCGGAUACCGGGCCAUGCAGGUGCGUACCAACAUGAAGCACCACGUCCGGCAUCGCCACCCGCAAGAGAUCUUCAGCAACUCUUCCGACCUACUUGAAGUCCCGUCGCCCGUCGACGAAGACGAAGUCCCAACUCCCCCGUCCGCCGCCGAGGCCGCAGGCUCGCAGCUCAGCAUGCUCACCGUCAACGACAUGGACAUUGAAGCUUCGCAUGCCGCUCUGCCUACCAUCGCCGUGGACCCAUCGCAAGCAUUGCCCUUCGCCGCCCACGUCCCUCGCAGUUUUGAAGCGGACUCGGCCAUCGCAGAUGGGUUUGAACCGAUGGAGGGGAGCGAUAGUCUUGGCGCGGGUCUGGUGGUUAGGAAACAGCGGGCUAGGAGCGGCGCGUUGAGUUCGGGCCAUGGUUCAUCCUCUCCCAGUCGCGCCGAUGCUGGGCGCCCCGACUUGUACUGCAAUGGCGCAGCCAGACGUGGCUUCAGCUUGGGCUUUCGUGCCGAUUGUGAAAAGUGUCAGAUGCGGGUGCCGGGGCAUAUGAAUCACUUUGUGUGA
Neohortaea acidophila is the source of this 984-nucleotide messenger RNA. RefSeq lists its product as uncharacterized. The transcript has 2 exons. The record is from RefSeq and is a predicted model, not a curated record. The coding region runs from base 1 to 984 and encodes 327 amino acids. Lineage: Eukaryota; Fungi; Ascomycota; Dothideomycetes; Mycosphaerellales; Teratosphaeriaceae.